AUGGGAGCGGAAGAAAAAGUGGCCGAACUCGAGAGGGAGCGAAAUGAAGCGAAUGAGAGGUUUGCCGAGCUCGAGGGGAAGCGAAUUAGAGCGGAGGAAACUAUCGCUGAGUUCGAGAGAGAGCGGACUAGAACGGGGGAGGAAAUGGCCGAGCUCGAGAAAGGCCAAACGAAAGCGGAGCGCAAAAUUGCUAAGCUCGAGAGGAGACUGAGAAAGCAGUCGGCGAGCUUGAAGAAGAGCGAAGCAGAACGGACGAAUUAUUUGCCAAGCCGGAUAGGGAGCGGGAAUCGAAAGCAAGGCGUCUCACUUAGCUGGAAAUUUUCUUCGGAUAAGUGGUGCUUCCCAAAGAAGAGGUCCUGCACCAAGCAAACGGAACCACGAAAGGAGAGGAGGCGUCCGUGA
This is a messenger RNA of Klebsormidium nitens, 402 nucleotides long. Lineage: Eukaryota; Viridiplantae; Streptophyta; Klebsormidiophyceae; Klebsormidiales; Klebsormidiaceae. The record is from the annotation of a GenBank genome assembly.